Molecule: messenger RNA, 879 nt
Organism: Diospyros lotus (date-plum)
Lineage: Eukaryota; Viridiplantae; Streptophyta; Magnoliopsida; Ericales; Ebenaceae
Product: glutathione S-transferase-like
Exons: 3
Coding region: 62-703 (213 amino acids)
Cellular component (GO): cytoplasm
Molecular function (GO): glutathione transferase activity; glutathione binding
Source: RefSeq, a predicted model, not a curated record
UUAGCCUUGUCCAUUUACAGUCGUUUUACCCUCACUCCUCCUGCCCAUCCCAUUAGCGACGAUGAAGGUGUACGGGCACGCCGUCUCGACGGCAUCGCAGCGAGUCUUCGCUUGCCUCUACGAGAAGGGUCUCGACUUUGAGCUCGUCCCCGUUAACUUGGUCACGGGCGAGCACAAAAAGGAAUCCUUCCUCUCGCUCAACCCCUUUGGUCAAGUCCCGGCCUUCGAAGAUGGAGAUCUGAAGCUCUUCGAAUCGAGGGCGAUUACCCAGUACAUAGCACUAAACUAUGCGGGGAAGGGGAACAAGCUGGUGUUCGACGACCCGAAGAAGGCGGCGACGAUGACUGUGUGGAAGGAGGUGGAGGCGCUGCACUUCGACACGGCGACGACGACGCUGGGCUGGGAGCUGAUCUUCAAGUCGCUCUUCGGCCUGGCCACCGAUCCCAAGGUGGUGGAGGAGAACGAGGCGAAGCUGGUGAAGGUUCUUGACGUGUACGAGGCUCGGCUGGGCCAGUCCAAGUACAUGGGCGGCGACGCCUUCAGCCUGGUGGAUCUGCACCACCUCCCCAACAUUCAGACGAUGAUGGGUACCGACUUGAAGAAGCACUUCGAGUCGAGGCCCAAGGUGAGCGCGUGGUGCGCCGAUAUCCUCUGCAGGCCGUCCUGGGUGAAGGUGCUGGAGAUGAAGAAGAAUCAAGCUUGAAGUUAGUAGGGGAUUUUGGCUCUGAUUAUCUAUCUAUCCCUCCCCGGUCUUUUGUCGAGUUUGUUGACGCGGGUACAGGGCGAGUCAGAACUGGAGGAGGAGGAGUUAGUUUGGCACACCACCCGAAUGAAUGAAUAAUAAAAUAAUAAAUAAUGAAUGAAUGCUUUUCUUUUUAA